Messenger RNA from Acaulospora colombiana, 716 nucleotides. The record is from the annotation of a GenBank genome assembly. Lineage: Eukaryota; Fungi; Glomeromycota; Glomeromycetes; Diversisporales; Acaulosporaceae.
ACGUAUCGAAAUCCACACAACUCGUCGUUAGCCUAUACAUUGACCAGAGUCUUCGCAAUACCGAAUUCCAUCUUCGAGCUGAUUACGGAACCGCCCAAGAAAUGCUCUAUAACCCCAACCCACUAAAGUUCGCCAGUUCAGGAUUCCAGAAUGUCAACGUCACGAUUCGUCCACCACCUUUCGCCACCACUACCAGUCCUUGGGGUAUUGCAGGGGAUUUUGACUGGAAGAUCAUCCUGGUCGCGAACAGUCAGCUAGUGCUUCCUGUUAAAACAAGUAACUGGACCACCUAUGUGAUUCAAGCGGCAUUCCAAGAUUUUGGUUUUGCGUACGAUACUACAAAUGGAGCGCCCCGGUUCGGUGUUGGUGACAAAGGAGGAGAAUUCGACCUCGGGACAUGGACCAGAUCAACGAACCAAAGUGUACGCAUAAAUUGCUAUGAUCAAGCUGGCAUUGUUCAGAUCGGGAUUGGACUUGCACCAAACCUGUCUGCGACGUGGUACUACUGUGAACCAUUCGGCUUCAUCAAUACCACCAAGUUAGUUGGUAUCCCCCAAGACUGCAACAACCCAUUCUUCAAGAGCAACAAUACCAAUCCAAAAGUUGGCAAUAAUGAUUCUCAGCGUACAAGCUUUGGGAACCAUGCCUUUACUAAAAUUGGUCAAAACAUUGGCGAUGCAUGCGCUGGCCCACACUUGGCCACAGAAGAGCUGCCC